AUGGCAAAACGCACGCUCGACGCAUUCUUCAAGCCAUCAACCACCGCUCCAAAACGACCUAAAAUCGAUCCCAUCGAAUCCAACACCGCAAUCACAAUCUCAACCCCAGAAGCAAACAAUAUCCCAAUCGAGGACACCAAACCCCCAAGCCAACACCCAAGCUACCCAAUCCCAAUCGCCCAACUCCCUCCCACAUCGAAGUAG
Messenger RNA from Penicillium samsonianum, 204 nucleotides. RefSeq lists its product as uncharacterized. The transcript has a single exon. The record is from RefSeq and is a predicted model, not a curated record. The coding region runs from base 1 to 204 and encodes 67 amino acids. Lineage: Eukaryota; Fungi; Ascomycota; Eurotiomycetes; Eurotiales; Aspergillaceae.